CCCUCCCUCACGGAGCUCCCCAAACACCAUAACCAUACACCGAGAAACAUCAAACAUCAAACAUCAUGACAGCCCCACCCUCCGUCUUCCGCCCCGGGGCCACAGCCCUCAUCACCGGCGCCGCCUCCGGGAUCGGCUUCGCGACCGCGCAACACUGCCACCAGCAGGGGAUGAACCUGAUCCUGGUGGACAUCGACCCCGCCAAGCUGACCGAGGCCGCCAACGCGCUGGACCAGCCCCAAUCGACCACCAAAAUCCACACCUUCGUCCUCGACGUGUCCCAGCAAGCAGCCUGGGAGCGCCUCAAGCCGACCAUCCACCACCUCUACCCGGACGGCAUCGACCUCCUCAUGCUCAACGCGGGGCGCCUCGCCCGACCAGCCCCCGGCAAAACCCCCUGGCAGGACCCGAGUUACUUCGAGACGACCUUCGCGACCAACACCUUCGGCUACACGAACGGACUGGCCGCCUUCCUCGACAGCGUCACCACCACCACCACCACCACACCAAACCAAAACCCCCGCGCGAUCAUCCUCACCGGCUCCAAGCAAGGCAUCACCAACCCCCCCGGCAACCCGGCGUACAACGCCUCCAAGAGCGCCGUCAAGACCAUCGCCGAGCAUCUCGCAUUCGACCUCCACAGAACCCACCCGCAGGUCGGCGUGCAUCUGCUCGUGCCCGGCUGGGUGUACACCGGCAUGAUGCAGACGCAUUUCCCCACCAAGCCGGCCGGGUGCUGGACGCCCCAGGAGACGGUCGCGUUCAUGGUGCGCCGGAUGGCCGCCGGGAGUUUCUAUAUCAUCUGCCCCGAUAACGAGGUCAGCGAGGAGUUGGAUAAAAAACGCAUUGCCUGGGCCUGUGGGGAUGUGGUGCAUGAUCGGCCGGCGUUGACGCGGUGGCGCGAGGAUUGGAAGGAGCGGGCCGCGAAGGGGAUCGAGGAGUUGGAUGUGUCGAAGUAGGUCGUGCCGUUGGUUGAGGAGGUGUAAGGUGUAAGGUGUAAGGUGUAAGGUGUAAGGGUGUGGGAAGAUGAAGGUGGGGUAUAUUGGUGUGUAGGGCGAGGAUAGGCGGGGUGACAGUGUUGAACGACUAGUUCAAACAAAUGUGGAUGCAACUCAUGGCACUACCUACCUAUUACCUACCUAUGCAUGUUAUGCGCAGUGGUAUGAGUUUAGUUCCACUGGAUCGUGCACUUUCAUUGGUCGCAUACAACUACUAGUCAGCAGCAUCAUGC
Messenger RNA from Aspergillus fijiensis CBS 313.89, 1231 nucleotides. RefSeq names its product SDR family NAD(P)-dependent oxidoreductase. The transcript has a single exon. NCBI's taxonomy places the organism in Eukaryota, Fungi, Ascomycota, Eurotiomycetes, Eurotiales, Aspergillaceae. Bases 66 to 959 code for a protein of 297 amino acids. Gene Ontology annotation, cellular component: intracellular anatomical structure. Gene Ontology annotation, molecular function: oxidoreductase activity, acting on NAD(P)H, oxygen as acceptor. The record is from RefSeq and is a predicted model, not a curated record.